Phoenix dactylifera (date palm) is the source of this 2271-nucleotide messenger RNA. The record is from RefSeq and is a predicted model, not a curated record. Lineage: Eukaryota; Viridiplantae; Streptophyta; Magnoliopsida; Arecales; Arecaceae.
UCGCCCCCAACUCUCUAUUCCCGACACGCCUCUAAAGCCGGACUCUAACCUCAGCCCUAGCUUCGGUCCUCCUCCUCUUUUCAAUUCGAGCAGCAUCAGCGGGAUCUUAGACGGAUUUCAGAGUCUUUCUCCGAUUCGAGAUAUCAGGGAAUUGGGUUAUUUUAUCCUGAGAUCCAAUCCUCCUCAUGGCGGCUCUCAAGGAACUCCUUCCCCCGGCAAAAUCUACCGGCGCCUCCUUCUAUGACCACUCGAAGGACUCUUGGUUCAAGGAUAGGUACAGCUCCUCCUCGGACGCCUCCCGGUCCUCCGCUGUCAAGCCUACUCCGGUCCCGCCCUAUGGGAAGCGCUCUGGCUUCGUCCCCCGGAAACCGGAGGACUUCGGCGAUGGGGGUGCCUUUCCUGAGGUCCAUGUCGCCCAGUACCCACUUGGCAUGGGCAGGAAGGAUGAGAAGCCUGGCUCCAAGAUCCUUCCCCUCACCGUUGAUUCCCAGGGAAAUGUCGCAUUCGAUGCAAUCGUGAAGCAGAACGAGAAUGCCUCAAAGAUUGUGUACUCCCAGCAUAAAGACCUUGUCCCGAAGGUGGUGUCCGAAGAGGAGAAGCAUGAAGAAGAGCUGGAGAAGGAGAUUGAGGAGACUGCUGAGCGGACGAAGGCUGCUUUAGAGAAGAUUGUUAAUGUUAGGUUGAGCGCUGCACAGCCGAAGAAUGUCCCUACCCAAUCGUCAGAAUCGAAGUUUAUCAAGUACAAGCCCUCACAGCAGUCUGCAGCAUUCAAUUCAGGGGCGAAGGAGAGGAUCAUUCGGAUGGUUGAGACGCCCGUGGACCCUCUUGAGCCCCCUAAGUUCAAGCACAAGAGGGUCCCAAAAGCAUCUGGUUCCCCACCGGUGCCCGUCAUGCAUUCCCCGCCACGCCCAGUCACCGUGAAGGACCAGCAAGACUGGAAGAUUCCACCUUGCAUCUCGAAUUGGAAGAACCCAAAAGGUUACACAAUCCCCUUGGACAAGCGUCUGGCUGCUGAUGGAAGGGGUCUUCAAGAGGUGCAGAUCAAUGAUAAUUUUGCGAAGCUCUCAGAAGCUUUGUAUGUGGCAGAGCAGAAGGCUAGAGAGGCCGUUGCGAUGAGAUCGAAGAUUCAGAAGGAGUUGAUGCUGAAGGAGAAAGAUAGAAAGGAGCAGGAGCUGCGUGCGCUGGCUCAGAAGGCACGGUCGGAGAGGACUGGCAUCGCUCCAGCGCCUUCUGCCCCUCUACCUGCAGAUAGAAAUAUGCUUGAUGAUGACAUGAGAAUGGAGUCCCACGAGCAGCGGAAGGAGUUGAGGGAGGACAGGGAAGAGCGGCUGCAGCGUGAUAAGAUUCGUGAGGAACGGAGGCGUGAGAGGGAGAGGGAGAGAAGGUUGGAAGCUAAGGAAGCUGCAAUGGGGAAGAAGAGUAAGAUCACGAGAGACAGGGACCGAGAUAUUAGCGAAAAGGUUGCUCUUGGUAUGGCGAGCACUGGAGCUGGACGUCCUGGGGAGGUUAUGUAUGACCAGCGGCUGUUUAACCAGGACAAGGGAAUGGAGUCUGGGUUUGCUACUGAUGACCAGUACAACAUAUAUGAUAAGGGUCUUUUUACGGCUCAGCCUACACUUUCUACACUCUACAGGCCUAAGAAGGAUGCUGAUGCAGAUAUGUACGGAGGUGCUGAUGAGCAGCUGGAGAAGAUUAUGAAGACUGAUAGGUUCAAGCCCGACAAGGCUUUCACCGGUGCCUCUGAGAGGCCAUCUGGUAGCAAGAGAGAGAGACCAGUAGAAUUUGAAAAGCCAGAAGAGAAUGAUCCCUUCGGGUUGGAUCAGUUCUUGACAGAGGUGAAGAAGGGUAAGAAGGCAAUGGAAAAGAUUGGUGGUGGAGGAACCAUGAAAGCAAGCGCAGGGUCUUCACUGAGAGAUGACUAUGAGGGAGGAGGAUCUGGAAGGACUCGCAUUGCAUUUGAAAGAGGACGUUGAGAACUGGACCAGGUUCGGAUAUACUUCUGAAGCACCUGAUUCUUAUGAUAAAAUUCCAAUACUGAAGGUAAGCUUCCAAUUCUCAGGUCCAUGAUUUGUUUUGGAACAGCAUCUAGCCUUUCUACAGUUGUUAUGUCCGAAUGGUUGAAACUCUUCUAAAUGUUUGAGCUGUUGUAGCUUUCUCUGAUAAGACCAUGGUCUUUGAACAAUUGAUGUAUUACUUGUUCAUGACUGAAAACUACAUGUGCUGUCAACUUCUCUUUUGUUUUUAUGCAGUAAGAUUUUCUGUUUGUUAGCA